GGAGCCCCACGCCUAAGGGGCGCAGCAUGCGCUGGUGUGGCGCGUAACCAUGUUGUUGCUGUUGUUGCUGCUGUUGUUGCUGUUGCUGUUGCUGAUGAUGGUACAACAUUUGUUGAUGCUGCUUAUGCUGAUGAAAAUGAUAAUAAGCAUGCUUUCGUUGUUGCCGGUGAUGAUUAUAGAGAGGAUGUUGUGGCUGUGGUUGCUGCUGCGGAUGCCAUUGCUGCUGCCUUUGUGGAUGCAACUGUGCACAGCUUUGGCUGUAUUCCGUCAGGAAUGCCGGUACCGCAUGGCUCGACUUGUUGCCCAUGAGUGUGAAGGGUGA
Messenger RNA from Protopolystoma xenopodis, 322 nucleotides. The record is from the annotation of a GenBank genome assembly. NCBI's taxonomy places the organism in Eukaryota, Metazoa, Platyhelminthes, Monogenea, Polystomatidea, Polystomatidae.